AUGGAGCCGGCAGAAUCUCUGCGUCAUUCAUUGCUUGGUAGCCCUAGAGGCCCCGUGCUUGGUCCGCUUGGUGCGGAUGGACUGAAAGCUCGAGCGCCAGCACCAGCUGCACCAGCUCCGCCAGCUCUUGCAGCUGCAGCUCGAGUUUCAUCCGAUGGGUACCUUGCGUCAUUUGCGUCACUCGGGUCCAUCCUGAAGCCUGCGGUACUGGCAGGAGUGGUCGGUUCUUGGCAUCGGCGUGCCAGGAGAAGGGAGUUGAAACAGGCGAAAGCUGUGCGCACUAAAUUGCUUGCUGGCUUCAAAGUGGAAGAAUGGCGCCGUGGCUUCUUUGAGCCUGAUGAUACCGAGCAAGGAUUCUACUUUAUCGAGGAUGUGGACAUGCCGGCAGAUUUGUGCGGCACCUUUUUCAGGAAUGGACCAGGCAAGUUCCAAGCAGGCAAAGACAUGGUGACCCAUCAGCUUGAUGGUGAUGGCUUGGUCCUCGCGAUCUCAUUUGACCCUGAUGAGAAGCGGGUGUGUGUGCGACACCGCUUGGUCCAGACUCAAGGAUUGCUACGUGACAGGUAUGCCAAGAGAAUGUUUGCAAAAGGAUUUCAUGGCACCCCUCCAGGCGAGGGUGGCUUGGGCAUUGACCCUCGCAAGAAUGUGCCAAAGCAUACUGCAAAUGCAACAAUGAUGCAGUGGGAAGACAAACUCCUCGCAGCGGGGCAUUUUGGCAAACCGUUCGAAGUUGAUCCUGCGUGCUUGGGAACAGUGCUUGGGAAUGAAGAUGAAGGUUCAUGGAAUAUUGAUGGGGCUUUGGGUGAUGCUGGCAUAGGUUCUUUCCCAAGAGUCUGCGGAACUGAGGAGUGUUUGACCUUCAUCACCCAGACUCCAUCUGCUCUGAGUACCACAGUCAGCUACUUGGAGUUUGCCCCUGGUGCCUGGCGGCCGAGGUAUCCGAAUGCUCGGCAAAUCGAUGUUGGAGGCUACACUCGCUUCUCCGAUUUUGCCAUCACACCCAAGUGGUUUAUUUUGUGCAAGCCUCCUCUUCGGGUGGAUGGUUUGGGUGCUGCCCUCGGCAAGACCUUCAGCGAAGUUUUGGAUUAUGACCCUACUGGCACUUCUGAGCUGAUUUUUGCGACCCGGCUGAAGAGAGAUGAGGCUGAGAUCGUGAUUCCUGUGGAUAAUCUUGUGUGUGAGGAGUUUGUGAAUGCCUACGAGGAUGGCAAUCGAGUGAUUCUGGACAUGAUUGCAGCAGAUCGUUGGGAUGGCAAGGCCAAAGAAGGGCGCCCCAAGUGGGAAGAAACAGAUGAGAGCACCUGGCCCAAGCUCAGGUUGGUCCGUUAUGAAGUGGAUUUGGCAUCUCAGACUUGGACGAAGACAGAAGGUCCGGUGCAGAAGAAUUUGUGUUUCACUUCUGUGAACAGCACCAUGAAUGGCAAGAAGCACAGAUACAUUUUCGGCGCCGUGUCCCAAGCAGAUGCGGGACCUGCAAGUGGCGUUGUGAAGGUUGACAUGGAAACUGGUACUGUUGAUGAGUGGUUGCUGGAAGCUUCCGAGUUCUGUGGCGAACCUCUCUUCAUCUCCAAGGAUGGCGAGGAAGACGGAGGCUAUUUAGUGACUGUGACCUUCAAUGGUGAGAAGAACAGCAGUGAUGUGGUGGUUCUGGAUGCCAAGUCUGUCUCCCAAGGACCGAUUUGCCGUUUCUCCUUGGAGAGACCAAUGCCACACGGCCGACGAGCUUGUUGGGUGCCACAGGUAACUUUCACUCCAGAUGAGAUGAAGAGAAAGACAACAUUGAUGCGGAUGUUUGCAAAGAAAUCCAUGGAGUGGAGUGCCGUGGACCUUGGUUCUAGUGAGAUGGAACAGAUGAUGAAGCAGAUGGGUCUCGAUCCAGCAAUGAUGAAGCAGAUGGGCAUGGACCCCAAGUCCAUGCAGAAAAUGAUGAAGCAGAUGGGACUGGAUCCGAGCAUGUUGAAGAUGAUGGGCAUGGAUCCAUCCAUGAUGAUGAUGAACAUGAUGAGCAUGAUGAACCCUAUGGGUAUGAUGGGUGGCAUGGGCGGUGGAAUGAGCAAGUCCACGAUGAAGCAGAUGGGGAUGGACACCAACAUGAUGCAGAUGAUGGGUGGAAAAAAAGGAGAUGGAGAAAUGCUUGCCCUUGAUCAGACACCUGCAAUGUCGAAAGGUCAGUCGCCACCACGUGGUCGUUCUCGCUCGAGAAAUGGAAGGCGGGAGCGCUCGGGUAGCGCCAACCGACGCCGACCCCCUUCCGGACAGCCGCCGAAGGAGGGGCAGCCUGGGGCAGAGGGCAAACUGUCACAUGCUCAGAUAGUCAAAGUCUGCAACGAGCAGCAUUUGUUUGCUCGACCUGGUUUCAGCGCAAAGUCACCACAGGAAGACCAGUGUAAGCGUGAGAUGUGUUCCGAGGAUGCUCUCCGGCGUCUCUUUCGGCCAUCAGCUCAACAGGCGCCGCCCGAGGAUCCUGCCAAGGCCAGAGCCGCCAGAGCUGCCAGAGUCGCUGAGACGUCUCGGGAUGCUGCCCGGGAUGCAGCUACUGCAAAGGCAGCAGCUCCACACAUGCAGCCAGAUCCAAAUGACCGACGACCUGUUGGUUUUGAAUCUGGCGAAGGCGGACAUGGCAGGACUUGGCAUCCCGAUCCUUUAAAUCCACAGAUGAAACCGCCCGUCAAGCUUUGGCUGCCGGAGCCAACUGUGCAAGAACAGAUCCCGCAUGAUGGACCUCCAGAGCCACAAAGACAUUUUGCACAAGAAGAGAGGCGGAAGAGCCCUCGCCGCAAGAGCCGGAGCAAGACUCCGAGAAGAAAUCGUAAACGCGGCAGUGGUGGCUGGGAUAAUGAAGAGGCGCCACCCGCGCCAGCACCUUCAUCCUUUACAGCCCAAGCUGCCCCAUCGAGGCCGGCCCUGCCGCCCGGAGCAGCAGCACCAAUGCUGCCAGUUCCGGCUGCACCAGGAGGAGGAGCUGCACCAGUUCCAGUGAACCGCUUUGGAAUUCCGGAGGCCACGCCUGAGGCGCUUGCUGCCGCUGUCUUCCGAGCGCAGCAGGUAGAACAGGCUGGUUUGGAGGCCAUCCGGUCUACAGGGCAGAUCCCUAGAGGUCCACCCGAUCUUCCCACUGGAACUGAAGUCAUUGAACAAAAAUGUGUUGCGUACCUCAUUGGCAAGGGUGGCCAGGCGCUCGCCGCCAUCAAUGCUGCCGCUGGGGUAUCCAUCCAGAUUGAUCAAAGCACAAAGAGCUUUGGCUGGAGUAUGGCCAACAUUUACGGCACCGAGGAAGGUGCUGCCAAGGCAAAAAUGAUCCUCAGACAAAAGGUGUCGGAAUACCGUCCUCUCCGUGCGUAA
Molecule: messenger RNA, 3342 nt
Organism: Cladocopium goreaui
Lineage: Eukaryota; Dinophyceae; Suessiales; Symbiodiniaceae
Source: the annotation of a GenBank genome assembly